Messenger RNA from Hydractinia symbiolongicarpus, 1680 nucleotides. RefSeq lists its product as uncharacterized. NCBI's taxonomy places the organism in Eukaryota, Metazoa, Cnidaria, Hydrozoa, Anthoathecata, Hydractiniidae. The record is from RefSeq and is a predicted model, not a curated record. The transcript is spliced from 5 exons. The coding region runs from base 1051 to 1488 and encodes 145 amino acids. Gene Ontology annotation, molecular function: calcium ion binding.
AGUUUAUUAUAAUAACUGUUUGUGUUAUGUCUGUCUGCCCAUAAAAAAAACGUGUUACGGAAACACGAAAUGCGAUAGAUAAAGGACGGGCGACCCGUGGUUUUCUCCGCCGGUGACCGACUAGUAGUUUUCUAAUACCCUUCUUUCUGUAACAUGGAAAUGGUAGCACAAGUAGUGAGGUUUGACUUUUCUAAUAAUGUUGUUGAAACUUCUACAUCUUACCAGUCUCAACUGUUGCUUGUUCACUAUCUAUUUUGAAGAUCAAAUUAAACUUUUUACUUGCUCAGUUAGGCUAAUGUGCCAGUGGCUUUGUUUUUUGAAGGAUCAAAGCCACACGUUGAAAACAAACAUCGUGUAUUGCUUUUUUAUUAGUGAAAAAUCACAUCCAAUGAACUUAUUUCAUCCUGUGUGCAUUUUAAAUAUGUAUGAAAAUGCGAAUGUAAAAAUUUCCUACUUAAUUUUGAUAUCACAACCAACAUCGUUCUUAGACAAAAACCUAAAUUCAAUUUUGGAUUUUAAAAAAUAUGGUUUUAAAUUCUUAAGAUGCUUUUGUGAGUGGGUUAAAAUAAAUUCAGUGGGGAACUUGAAAUGAGAAAACUGUUUAUAUAUGAAAAGAAUAUAAUAAAAUAUAUAAAGAAAACUGAGUAUUGAGAAGUAAAAUAAAAAGCAGUAUUUUUUUGUUAUUAAUUCAUAUCACCCAACUGCCUGCCGAAAAAAUAUAUUUCUAAUCGAAAGAAAAUACCACGUAAGACCUAAAUAAUUUAUAAAAGUUUUGUGUCGAUUUGUUUUUCUCGCUUCACUUGUUCUUCUUCUUCUUUGAAUAAGUUUACACCUGCGGUAAGGAAUAUCUAUCUUUGGCAGAUGGAAAAUAUAACGCCGUCGUAGAGGCUUUUUACUAUAAGUACGUUUAAUCUGUGUUAAAGAACAGUAUGGCGGAGAGUUAUUUCAUAUUUGGUGCGAGAAGCAAAGUCAGUUUGCUAUUAGCCUUUUUACAUUUAAAAAGUUUUCCUGCAUGGUAUAAAUUUCUUUGGAGAGAAAUAGAAUCUGAAAAUGAGUCACAAAACUAAACUCAGCACAAGAGAAUUUGAAGAAUUAAAAGAGCUGUUUUUAUCUUUUGACCAAGAUGGGAGUGGAACAAUUUGCGAGAAAGAGUUGUAUGUUGUGUUAAAAUGUUUAAAUAUGGAAGCCGAUUCUCUAGCUGUGAAAAGGAUGUUCCGUGAAGUCGACAAAGAUGGUAGUGGGCUGAUAGAAUUUAAUGAGUUUAUCGAAGCUUUUUCUACGCCAAGUAAAGAUGCAUUAAUGGACGCCUUUAAGAAAAUAGAUCGCAACGGCGAUGGUGUGCUUUCACAUUCAGAGGUCAAACGAGCCAUGAAGCAGGCUGGUCAACCUUUCUCAGAUAAAGCGAUCGCUGAAAUGAUCGAACUUGCUGAUGCAAACAAGGAUGGUAUGGUAAAUUAUGAAGAAUUUCUUGUCAUGCUGAAAUCUUAAAAGAUGUAAAUAAUAUGAAACUCGUUUGUUUAUUGGUCAUUGUUCCUAACCCACACUCGCUCGACUCAAGAAGGCAACCACAUAAGUGGGGUUAUAGGCGAGUGAUCUUAUCAUAAGGCUUCUCCUGGUCACACCCAUACCCAUUUUUUCUCACAAUAUGCCCAUUUAGUCACGACGGCAAAAAAACCAAAA